Symbiodinium sp. CCMP2592 is the source of this 381-nucleotide messenger RNA. The record is from the annotation of a GenBank genome assembly. Lineage: Eukaryota; Dinophyceae; Suessiales; Symbiodiniaceae.
AUGGACAACUCUGAGGAGCAGAGUGCCGAAGAGCUUCAGCUGGAGGCGGAGAUCCGCAUGAUUGAGCUUGACAUCGCUGCCCUGGACAAGAAGGAGGCUCAGCGCCGGGCGCGAGAGGCCUUGCGCGACGAGCUUGAGGCUCAAGAGCAGCUGCUGGAAGCCUGGCAGGCCAGCUUGGCAGAGCUGCGGCGGGAGCGUCGCGAAGCCGAAGCCGAGUUCCUCUUUGCUACCAAAGAGGACCGGCGCGAGGAGGCCCGGCUCAAGGCAGACUUUGAUGAGGCGCGGCGCCGCACAGAGGCCUUGCGCGCUCGCCUAGAGCGCUUGGAUCGCUUCGAGGACGUUGCGGCGAGUAUCGGAGUCGCUGAGGAGGGCAUUGGCUGA